AAAUCUGGCAAUAUGUGCAGCUGGUAGAGUUUUUUUUAUGCACGAAAGGUUUCGCUGGGUAGCUUUAACGUAUAUUAGACACCUUCCAGUUGGUGGCGUCGCUCAGAAUCGGAUGAACACUGGCGCUGGCAGGACCAUCGGCGCGAGUUUCCGGUCCCCUAUCGUGCGCGGUGGUCGUGAAACGUGGCUCACAGGAGAAAGGUAGCAAAACUCGAGAAGAAAAAGAGAAAACCUACGAGCAAACCAAAAGGCGAACGGAAAAACAAAAACAAAACCGCAACCAAUAACUGGGUUGAAGAUAAGCAGGCGGCAGUGACAGCGCGGCCUGUCAAUUGCGUUGAAACAACGGUGGAUGGUAGUGGAUUGUUACAUAAAAAAGUAACUCGAAGCAAUAGCGGCAAUGAUUCCAAGUAGCCAGCUUGAGGCCAAAUCACAAGCUAGCGCCAAAAAAUUGUGUUGCAUGGAUGUGAGUUUGGUGUGUGAGUGAUGUUUUGCCCCGGAUUUAACGCGCUACAGUUACACGAGUUUCACCCUGUGGUUAAAAUAAAUGGCCGUAAUAGCAACCGUGUGAUGGUAGAAACACAAAAGAUAAAGACAUGAAAGCAGCAGCAGCAGCAGUAGGCCAUGAUUGUUGAUGUGAUUUUCGCUGUUUCCACUGUGCUGGAUGAAAGCUUUUUCCAAGGAUUUCUGGCUCUCACGCAGCGGGUUUUCUCAAAACGAGACGGAAGUGAAGCUGCCCAGUGUUCAGUUUAAUUCCGUGGUGUGUGUAUGGAAAAGAUUGGCCAUGUUACCCGUUGGUGGUGUGUUAUCUGUGGUGGAUUCUGUUUUCGUUCAACAAAAAGCACCCCCAAGGUUAUUCGCUUAAAGUGCUUACAGUGCAAGGGAAAAAUCGACCACUACUGUGAGUGAGUGAAUCCGCUAACAAGGUGGUGCAAGCGUGAGAGCGAAGGGAGCGAACGACCGAGCGAGAAGCUUGGGUGAGACACAGUGUGCACCAGCAGAGCAGAUCCUUGCUGGUUACACACACCUACCAUCACCCAACAACCCAGUAACCCUUCGCAGUUGCCUACUUUUUUGGGCUGGCAAUUGUUUCGCGUUCGGUACAUCUUUGCGGACGCGGGAUUUCACUUUUCCGUCGAAUCUUUUUCCCUGGUUGGAGGUCGCACUAAAGUCGUCGUCGACGUGUUGAAUUUUUGGCGAGAGUGGCACGGUGUGCGUGCGCGUACAACCGCGUGAGCGUGUCUGUGUGUUUGUUUCUUCCGUUUCGUGACAAGUGUUUUUUUUUUGGUUGCUUCGAAGAGGCGCCUUUGCGCGUCACUGCUAUGGAAGGGGUGGGAAUGCUUUAAGGUGAAACCAUUCAUGUGGAACCACUGUUUCUCGAUACAGUGUGCCAGUAAGGAUGUAUCGUGCCAAGCAUACCGUUGACCGUGAACCCCUCCGGUACGGUGAGGUCGGAAACGAUCGAAACAGUGACAAUUCGUUAGUGAAGGUAAGCUGUCAUCGGAAGGAAAACGAUACGAUGUGAACAGGUCAAUCAGGAGCGUGAGAAAAAUUUGAAGGGAGCAACAACAACAAAAAGCAGCCCGCACACAAAAUUCCAGCGAUACACAAAUAACACGUUUGAGAGUAUGGUGAGAGCAUACGCCGAUGCAGUGACCAGGAUGAGAUGAAUCACUCACCGAAGGUGAACCGGAAAGUGUGAUACAAAUCGGAUGAAAGUGUGCUAAAUUUGUACCCGUAAGGCGAUAAAUAAUAAGCCUUUAACAGCAACAACCAUUUCACCAGCAAAAGCGUACGACGAUGGUUUGCUAUCUGCUGCGAAGCACAAACGAAAAGACGCGAAAUGUGUACCUAUCUUUACUUUAACUAUCUCACUAUUCGCUAAACAAAAUUUCCGUGUUGUUUUGCCCGUGACCUUUCAUCUGUGUCAGUGUAGAUGAAGAGAUGGAAAAGAAAAAAAAGAUGUAUUUAAUAAGAAAACGCUUUACGAUGGUCGAAUUGAAUCGAUUGCGCCCUUUUUAUUAGACGCCAGCAGUGCUAAUAAUGUGCUGCAAUAGUAACAAACAAAGUAUGGAAGCGGAAUAAAAAAAGCCCAAAAGCAUCCUGGGCUAAGCAAUCGAAGAUGGUGACAUCUUCAACGAUACAUAUCAUGUAGAGAAGUCUGAAUGAAGUGAAGGAAGUUUUUAAUCCUACAACAUCAAUCGUAACAAUGCAUAUCAGCAAUUGCCUCGUGUAGUGUAAACAGUGCUGCACACUUUACUGUCAGUAGUGAGCAAACAGUUUUGUUUUUUGAUAAAUAGUAGUGUGUACCGUAAGCUUUACAAAUACUUAGUAUAAGUGGCUCAACCUUUCGAAGCACCAGGUGGAAUGCUUCAUCUCAUACAUAUCAAUUAGUGAACGAAACGUGCCCGUGUACGAAACGAUUUAUGUGUAUAUUUGUGGUAUGUGUGUGAUACAAUGCGAGGUGUAAAUGUCCACCUUAGUCGAUACGUGCUGUAAGAGACAUAUAAACGAUAUACAGUGAAAAAGUACUCCCCACCAAAAAAAAAAUACACACACACACACAAAACCGGGGAACCAUUUUGGACGCCCCCAGGUCCGACUCGUAUCCAACAGGGUCGAUGCUGCACCCCGAUGCAUAACUGUAGCAGAUGGCACUAUCGGAAGCGGAAAUAAUAGAAGAUCGAUUUUGCUGUCACCGGUUGCCCUGCUGGUGCUGCCAUCACCGUACGCGCCGUUCGCGCCAUCACCGAUGCCCACGAAACGACGCGGCGAUCAAUUGAGGGAUUGUUCCGUUACAUUACCAUUGGAUAUUCUAUGGUUACCCAAAGCGGCUAUGAGGCCCUUCGGGCCAGAUUCUUCACACUCAGAUUGCGUCCUCGUAGUAGGCGUAUCGAGGCCUAAACUGGCAGCGCUGUUUCUAUCGGUGAUGCUGCUAUCGCUAUUCCUAACGUUUCACAUCCUGUACGACAGUGCGGUGUAUAGCAUACAGGCCGCAACUGCUAUUUCGGAGAAUAAAAUUGCCAUACUGACAAAUCAUAUACCCAAUCCACCGGUUAUCAAUCAACCUGUCGUGUUUCCGAACCGCAUACACUUUCCCAAAACUAGUCGUAGAUUACCGCAAUGUUUAAUAAUAGGAGUGAGAAAAUGUGGCACACGCGCCCUGCUCGAGAUGCUGUACUUGCAUCCAAGGAUACAGAAGGCCGCCGGCGAGGUGCAUUUUUUCGAUCGCGACGAAAACUACCUGAGGGGGCUCGAGUGGUACCGGAAGAAGAUGCCACACUCCUUCCGUGGCCAGAUAACGAUCGAGAAGAGCCCCAGCUAUUUCGUGACACCAGAGGUUCCGGAACGAGUACGAGCGAUGAAUGCGUCCAUCAAGCUGCUUCUAAUUGUAAGGGAACCCGUAACGAGAGCAAUAUCCGAUUACACGCAGCUUCGAAGUCACGCGGCAACGGCAACACUACCCCAGCAGCAGAGUCUAUCGUCAACUUCUCCUCUGUCGAGGUCGUUUGAGGAGCUGGCCAUCCUACCGAACGGUACGGUCAACGAGGCGUACCGACCGUUGGCCAUCUCGCAGUAUCAUGUGCACGUGCACCGAUGGCUGGAGGUGUUCCCCCGCGAGCAAUUGCUGGUCGUCAACGGUGACCAGCUUAUCGACGAUCCGGUUUCGCAACUGCGCCGAAUAGAGGAUUUUUUAGGUAUCGAGCCACGGAUCGGUAGCAAUAACUUCUACUUCAACGAAACGAAAGGCUUCUACUGUCUGCGUAACGAAACCGGCGACAAGUGUCUGCGGGAAACGAAAGGCCGGAAGCACCCACGCGUCGAUCCGGUUGUGAUAUCGAAGUUGCGUAAGUUCUUCGUUGAACACAAUCAAAAAUUCUACGAACUCGUCGGUGAGGAUCUCGGAUGGCCGGAAGAGUAGAUGGGAGUCGGCUGCAAAAACCGGAUGUGCAGCGAAAAUGAAGUCAGAGUGAAAACAAUCUGAAAAACAUGUACCCAUCACCAUCACCAUUAAUACAUGCCGGUCCCCAUCGACAGCGGUAGCGUGCGUGGUCUACGAAUGGAAAAAGUGCAUACACACAUACACACGCAAACAAGCAUACACACAAACACACACACAUACACAUAUAUACAAAACUAACCAAGUGAGACUGAUCGAAAAGUGUUGGGUAGGUAAGAUGGAGCAAAAGCAAGCAAAUAGACAAAAACAAAGAAGGGCAAUAUGAUGGCGAAGGUGAGUAAUACAUGGCGGGCCGUGCCGUAAAAGUUGCCGGCCAAUUUACUUCGAUCGUAGUUUGUAUAUUGCGAACCGUAUCGGAUCGGCAGAAUGAUGCAUGCGUCAAAAUAUCCCCGCCGGUGAUCGUGUGGCGGGCCGUUUGCGAAACGUUCAUUUGUUGCUUUGCCCCGGUUUUGAUAGGUUUAUGUAAAAAUAACAACAACAAAAAAAAAACUAUGAAUUGAAAUACACAAAGGGCAUUGUUUUUCACGCAGUGGAAAGAUAAUUCUUUGCUUGUAUGAAAAAACAUAUUAGAUAGGAAUCAAUUGAAAUCGCUUACAAUAUGGCAACCGAUCGCUGGUGCGCAACGAUGGGAAUGGAGAUUAUGAGUGGGAAAAUUCAUCAUGUUUUGUUCAUAAUUCUUUAAUUAAGACGUGUUUUGUUGAUAAUUUAUUUUCUUCGCUUGAAAGAUUUAUUUUUUUCUGUAUUAGAAUUUGUUUCGCAUCAAGUUUUAGACAGGUUUUAAAUCUUAAGCCUCGGGGUCAUGACAGAUGAGAUUUUCCCUCAAACUAUCUCAGUUUCUCAAAGAGUCUCAAAUCUAAAGUUUACGUUACCUUUUGAGGUUAGCCUCGAAUUUUGUUUUUUUUUUCAAAAUAUAUAAAAUAUGGUUAAAAAAUGGGAUUUAAGGAUACGAAUUCAAAUAAAUAUUUUGUUAGUUAAUGGAAGAAAAUUCAUCCAUCGUUUUUCGCUUAAAAAGCUGAGGUUGUGAAAAAAACCUUAUGCACAACUUGUGUCACGCGCUUUUUGGAUCUAUAAAAGCAAUUCCUUAAAAAUUGUCUCCAAACAUAUUUUAGACUUUGGUUGAUGUGCCAGGCUUUCCUUAAAAACACCAAUCACUCGUGAGCGCCUGAGGUUUUGAGUUCUAAAGAAAAUCCUCAAUCGUCAUCGCUUCGUAGCCUUAGUGUGAAGUUUAUCUCACCAAAUAUUUCAAAUACAGACCAAAGUUUUCAACAGUAAAACUUGAUGUUCUGUCAACAAUGUUUUAUUCAAUUCGACAUUUAUUUCUGCACAUCUUAAGAGUAUAUUUUCUCUUUUAUAAAGCAUUCAAUGCACUCUUCUGCUUUUGGCCCGGGUUCCGUUUCGCUAGGAUAAACAUGUUAUUUCCAAAUCAUUUAAAGAUCACCGAAAACGGUCUGUUUGUUCACCGACAGUUCAGUUCGCCAGCGUGGUUUUUUUUUGGGUCGAAAAUGCUUCUGCUCUCGAUCCAUAUGGUUGCUGGUCCAUAGGUAAGGUCAGUGUGUAUGCCGUUUUUUGGUACUAUAAAUAUUCUUCCCGUAUUACAUCUACAAUCCUGCAUUCCCGGUUAACCACCAAACCAGUACCAGAGUGAGCACCCUGGUAGUUCGUUUGGCAAAUGUGAAGAAAUAUUUCAUGAGUCCCAAUUUUGCCAUGUUCUUCGGACACUGCCGCCAGCACACAAGGAUGAUGCGGCACGAUCCUGGCACGAAUGUAACGAUUUCAUCUUGCCACUUGUUUCGCUCCAUUUCCCGACGUUUCUUGGGCACCGGCCGAGCAACGACGAUAGCUUGGCCACAUUUAAGUUGAAAAUAAUCGGUCGUUCGCCGGGACAAAUUGAGCUGAAAUGUGCUCGACCAUUCGGUAGCGUUCCGUGCUGCAUGCUUGCACAAAUGUCCAGACUUUCCCUCGGAAUGGUUCGAUGCAUCUUGGCGCUCCCUAACGAUCCGACUCCCAUCCCUGGCCCGUUGUGAACCGCGACAUGUGCUGGCUAGAAACGUGCUCGAACAAGAUGUCUGAGCUUUUCCGUUAUUUUUUUGCCACCGUUCUCCUUCGAUGCUGCAUGAUACCGGGAAUCCAAAAUGGCCAGCAUAAGCGAAAACGGGUGCCGUAGACCGUGGGAAAAUGUGGAACCGUAUGAAUCCGAAAAUCCGAGUUCAUUGCAAUGUCCAUUCGAUGGUGAAUCGUGCACAUUACGGAACAUACGGACAAACAUACACCAACGUAUAUCAUAUUGGUGUGGGCCGAGUUUUCGUUCCUCUCUACACUUCGUCAUCUUCUCCCGCAGUCCAACCCUUGCAGGGGGGGAAAAAAAGUCCCCACAGAUUGCUUGCCGUAUGAAUUGGUAACGGAUUAAGUUUUGCGUCCAAAAAAUUCAUCGAGGUCACACGUGUAUGAGCGUAAAAGUACGUGACUUUUCAACGCGCGCGGCUGCGACGCGGCUGGUGGCUGGCGAUGGUGGUGGUAAACAAACUGCAACCUGCUCGUACUGUUCACUUUGCUUGCCAUUUUCUAGGAUCUUCAUCUCUUCUAGUGUGGGGGGAAAUACAAGGCUGAAGGCGGUUGGGAAAACCCAAGCAAAACGGGCAGUGAAAGCCCCACGAGGAAAAGCUGAUGAUAGAAUGUGCUUCACCGUUCGCUGGUGGUUGGUGGUUUUCUCACGCCAAAGCCCAGCAGCGAAAACAGUGUGAAAAGGAUACAGGAAAAAAGUGGUCGUUACGAUCGAGAAGAAUAUGCUUCAGUUUGUUGAUGUAGAGAACCAACAAAAAAAAACAAAAACCCCUAACGGCAGACAAAAAACACACCACAUUUUCGAUACUGAGCGCAAAAAAAAAGCGCUCGCAAAUCGAAAUCGAAAAACGCACACCAAUUUUUGGUGACUUUUCGAUUUGCGGCCAAUCGUGGACGUGUGUUUUGCGAGACAAACAUGUGCCGAGAGUUUGAAAAGAAAAUGGAACUAUUAGAACAAAAAGAAGAAAAAAACACGGACACAUACAUCUGUCCUGUGUUAGCAAACAUGGCUUCCCCCCGUUGAUGAUUGACAUUUUGAGAUAGAAACCCCCCAAAAAAAAAUGGUUCUCGAUGGAUGCACCCUUCAUAUGCACACUUCUACAUGCGUUAUCAUUCGAUGAAGAUUUGAGCAUCGUGUCAAUUUUUCUUUUCGAAGCGUUUUGUUUUUUUUUUGUUUGGUUUUAAAUUAAUCCACAUCCUACGGAGCACCAUGCGUCUCCAUCGCGAACGGACGGACGCUUGCAAACAGCAUGAUGUGAGGUGAUGCAAGAUGCUGACCGAAACUAGCUGAGUAAUCCUAUUUUCAGCGUGAAACUGUACAUUCGCUUCACACCGAGGUUGGUGGGAUGGUCACAUAUGUGUCGUGCCGUUCCGCAUGCCUGCGGGAUGGGAUUAAUGAAAGCUACCAGGCGCCUCCAUGGUAGGCAGCGUGGUGAGCGCAAAAGCCAAUUCGUUAGCAUUGUUGACAAAUUUUUGCAUCUGACAGCAGUGCAACGCUCGGGGAGCUUAUGUUUGUUUUCUCUUUUUCGUGUGUGUGUGUGUUGCAUUAAAAAAAGUGAAAAAGUGCCUGUGCAGCAGUGAGUGUUGAAUGGUGUUUUGUUAGCGGUUUAUCGAUUUUUAUUAAAAUGUUUUAGUUGAAUGUAACGAUGAAAAGAAAGCAUUUGAAACAGUAGUUAAUAAACUAAAGAAUUCGUAUUUAGUAUAUCUUUCUACCCUGAAACUUCUGAAAGAGCUGAAACUUCUCCUAAAGUACUUCGUAAAGCAUGAAUCAGAUUGUUGAAAUGUGCAAAGAAAAAAAUAAAACCCAAACACUUCGUUUCCACUGCAAUCAAUAUUCCACGAAAAGCACCUUCAGAUGCCAUCGUGAGUAGCCUUAUCGUUUGCCGCUUCCGACACCGCUGAACGUGUACGUGCAUAAUAAUCUUCAAUUCCUGGGUUUUCAAGCGUCGGCUUUCUUCCACUUCCUUCGCCACCCACAACGAAUGGGUAAUGAAAAAUCCAUUACAACGAAUGAAGGUGACUCCCCCGGCCCCGGGGCACUUUGCAGUGUGGCCGCGUGGUAAAGCUCUUGAAUUUACAUCCUCGAAAAGGUCAUUCCAGUUGUGUUCUCGUCAAAACGCGGCCCGAAAACGGGUCGGGUGGCCUUCAACCGUUCAGGUCCAGUUGGCCGCAACGACACCCAGAAGGGUGAAUCGCGUGCAUUCGUGUGCUGUUGCGAUAAGUUGACCUCGUUGGUGGUCCACCCGCGUGGCAAUGGUUUCUUUUGCUGUUCUGUUCCGGGAAGUGAUUCGAAAAUCGGAGCAAAAUUGUUGCAUCAUGCCACAGCCCAGGUUUUUGACCGGUGGUUGGACACUCGCGUAAGUGUGCUUCGAUAUCGCUGAGCGUACAUUUAAAUUGCUUUCCCAAAAAAAAAAAACGAUAACACACAAUGAACCGAUGGUAAAAGGGAUGGGAACGACACCCGUCACGUCUCACACAGAGUUGCAUCAACUUUUCACCUAACAUUCUUUCGGGCGGUUUUUUUUCUUCUUUCUUUUCGCUUUGUGCUGUGAUAAGAUUCACUCGCAAGGGUCAUUUUUAUCGUCUGCCAAAAAAAAAAAAUGCUCGAACAAUCAAGUCAAGUUGGUCAAGUAGAACGGGAACCUGAAUAACAGGAAAAAAAAUGCUCCCUCCGCACUAGAACGGAUAGCGAGUAGGUAGCACUUCACGAAGUCACUCUUACCGAACUUUAGCAGGCACUCGUUUGUCCACUGUUUCGUUUUUCCCUUUUUUUCUUGCUUUGGUACCCACUUCACGUGAAUCUUUCUGCCGGAGGGGGGCUAGUACUCCAAACCACCCCACAAACCAUCCAACCAUCAUCACGUAACAGCGUGUGUCACAAACACACAACGUACACCUGAUAGCCCCCACACCUCCCCAAAAACCCCAUGCCGGGAAUGUGAACCGAGAGGAAGGUGAACAAACGAGAUAGCCCAACGUUUGGCUAACGGGAAAAGUUUCCUGUUUGGAAAUCAAAUAAUUAGAACCAUUUGCAUAAUGUGCCCCAAAGGGAGGGGAGGAGCAGUUGAACGACGAUGGAACGAGGUUAGAGUGGAAUGCCGUCACCAAUUCUACAGCCUGCCCAACCCACACUCAAUGGGUUCGGAAGGGGUUUGCCGACGGUGGGCAGUGGUUGGGCAUCGAUCGGAUCAGGCCUCGUAUUGCUUUCAUUCUCUUGUCAUGAGUGCUUGAUAGGUUGCUUUUCUCGGUUUCGGCUUCUUUCUUCCGAUAUCACCGAUCUCAAGUGGGUCCGUUCUUGGGGUUAUCUAGAUAAGGAAUACCUCACUAGCUUAUUUAGGAGUAUGAAAGGAAAACUACCUUGCAAGAAGGAUGUUUUAGAUCAAAGCUGGUUUUUCACGAGGAAGAUACUUUGAAAAUAUGUGUUUUUCAUUUUUUAAUUACAAUAAACUUGUUUUGGUUUGGUUUGUCGAAUGUAACAUUGGGAAGUUUCAAUUGGAAUUAAUUAUUUACAACCAAAAAAUAUUGUUACUAGUGAAUAGCUUACAAACAUUUCGCUUUAAAAUAUUUAACUUCAACCGGUAAAAUCGAAUUUACCUAGCAAACCCUCUUCCGUUCUCAGAAUUUGGUUGUUUUCCUCGCAAAAACCCUUCUCUACUAACCGUAAGAUGACUGCAGCAAUGUUUCAGUUCCGGUUAAACAAAAGACACUUUUUUUGCAUUUUUCAUGUCCGUAACAACAGUCCGUAAGUCCAAGUAAGAUGACGUUUACAGAAAAAGGUCAUGCAGACAGAUAUCCCGACCGGGUAAGGUUGUCUGGUCUGGCGAUGUAACGUUUUUUUUUGUGUUGCUUCCAUUUGCUGCAUCCGGAUUGUUUCCUGACUAGGAGCUAACGUUUGUUGGUGUGUGUGCAUGUUUCUGUAUUUUGUUUGUACUUCUUCCCUUUUGUUUCCUUCCCGUCCCUACCCGGUUUGUCUUUUUACCCGUCACUCGUUUACGCUUUAAUCUGCUUAACUCGGCUCAAGCUUUUCCACCUUCAGCGUGAUGCGUCAUAACUGUCACGUGUUCGGUUUUUUUUUUUUGCAAACGGAACAUGGAUCUUGGAUCGAGGACAUACUGUCAGAGCUUUAGCGAAUUUCUUUUUGCCUUUUUGUACCGUGGGAACAUUCGUUUGUCCGUGCCAGAAAAAAGAGGGAUCAGCCUACAUUUCGCUGCUCGCUGCUAGUAACCGGGGGUGGCCAACCAGCUUGAUGUCGUUUUUACCACGAACAAAAGCAAAAAGGGUUACAUUUUUAUGCAAGGAAGGAAGUAAAAGCAACGUUAAGUGAAGUAAAGAGCGCAUAAAGUAGCGGUUCGUUGCUUGGUGAUUCGAUUUAUUUAAAGAUGCUAGGAAAAUGCGUGCUUUUGCAUACAUUCCAGCGCCUAGCAUUUGAUAAUGAUGGUUUAGAGAAGAUUUGAGCUUAUAUAGCGUUGACAUCUUUUGAAACGGGUCGAAUCAUUCGUAAACUCUAAAAUUUUAUAUAAUUUAGUAAUAUUAAGCUAACAUAUUUUUUUUGUCUAAAAUAACGUUAAAAUGGCAAAAAGUGCACACACUCGUGUACCUUCUACAUCAACACGAUACAGUGCCGGUGUGUCCAUCACCGUUACAAAUAUUAGUAACCCCUUCGGGAGGAAGCCAAAGCGUACGUUCUUAUCAUGCGCUUUCCCUUCUAUCAUUCUGCACUGUCAAAUCCCACCUUGCGUGACCGUAACGACCACGUGGGUCCCACUGCUUGGGUCGUAAAAUACGGCACCGGCACCAACAAAAUGAAAAGCAAAAAAGAAACGCAACACAAAAAUACCGUCAAGCUAACAAUUUAUGGUACAAUUUUAAACCUCACCCUAACAUUCGCAAGUGUGUGUGUGUAUGUGCGUAGAAGUGGCCUGGGGUGUAACAACCACCGUGCACCAUGAUCGACGAACCACUGUUGCACCAUAGUGCGUGGAACGGAGAGAAAGAGAACGAGAGAGCGAGCGAAAGAUAGAAAAUAACAGAAAAAACCUUCCCAUUCUCGGUUUCCGCGAUACGCGAUGACAAAAGAAGUGCAGAAGAUUAAUGCUGGAAAUAUUUUAUCAUUUCAUUCCAGCAUUUUUGAGUUUUGGGGUUGGGUUGGGAGUAAUGUUGAAACAAUGGCAAGUUCCAAUUUUACGUGCUCUGGCGACGCUACUACUUGCGCAGAACCGUGGAGUGGAUUUGUUCUUGGUGAUGAAUAAUUUUUACGCCAUCCGCAACGAUGAGGAAAAUGGCAAGGCGAGAUUCACUGAAGAGUUUUUUUUUAAAGCGAAUUUUACUUCUUCUUUUUUGCACAUAUUAAUUUCCUAUGAUCCUACAACCAUAUGUAAAUAUUGCACUUCCUUUCGGUGGAUGAAGGACGCGUGUAACAAUAUAAUUUACGAACAUCCCGUACAGGGUGUACUGUAAACCACCAGCACCAGAAACAAAAUGUAAUGGGAAAAUGAUAUAUGUUCAGAAAGUCACACAGUGGGAAAGAGCAGAACAAAUAAGAUGGAAUUUUAUUUUUUGUGAAACAUUUUUGGGUCAGGCGUGGACAAACAGUCAGAAAGGUUUUGCUGUGUAUUUGAUGGGAAUGGUAGGGAAUCAUCUAUUAUGAGCCAACCACUAAAUUCAUUUCUUUACAGUCAUCAAGUGGAUCGUUUGAAGCUAAUGAUUGACUAGCGAUGAUGCCAGAAUUAGUUUCAACAGGACGACUCCAAGUCAGGUGCUGUAAACCGCUUUGUAGGCUUGACCUGUUACAAGGAGUAUUCUCAUCCGGUUGAGGUUGUGCACCGUGGUUUGCCAAUCGAUUAUCGAUGCCUUUCUGUCGGUCGCAUAAAUGGUAUUCCCUCCAUCUAAUUUUGGGUCUGCAACGCCUCAUCUGUCCAUGUGGACAACCUAAGAGGACUUUGCGUAGUGAGUUGUCCGGUACCAUUCGAAUGACAUGAUCAGCCCAUCAUCUCAUGGAGCUCGGCAUUAUAGCGAGAAGACCCAAAAUAAUUGAAGUUUUUGGACGACUUCUUAAGAAACAAUCAAUCUGUUCCUCACUCCUGCGUUAGUUAGCAGAGCCACUGGUGGCGCCAACAUCAGUUUGGUUUUUACCUCGUUGAUAAGUGUCCGGUACGUAGAAGAGCUAAAACCAAUCAUGUGUUCAGCACAUGCUAGGAUCUGGAUUGACUUAUAGAAGAUAGAUCCUGGAAGUUUUAACUUCUGAGUCGCGGAUGGCCCUCUCCAGCGCUAAUUUGAAAAGUAGACAGGCAAACCCAUCUCCUUGACUCAGACCCUUGGUGGAAGCAAAGGAUUCUAAGAGUUUCCCAUCCACUAUAACCUCAACUUGCAGUAGAAAAAUCAGUUUAAAAACUCAGGGACGCCAUAUAGUCCGACCCUGGUCUCAAGCGAGUGAUAAGAUAUUGAGACCAGGAGAACAUGAAUAAUUUUAUUUUUUUAGAGUUUUUCGCCUGGAAGGAGUCCUAUGAGAGAGGAAUUAUGAAGCAUCGUUAAUACUGUCCUCAGCUUAUACAAGAAAAUGCUGCAUAUUUGAACCAAAUCGUACAAUCCCAAAAUUGUUGCAAAAAAAAAUCAUGAGUUAAAUGCAAAAUUUAUGAUUUCUACCGUAAAACUCAAGAACAUGACCGAAUAUUCAAAAAAAUAUCUCUGUUUCCCAAAUUUCCAACAUUGCCUGCGAGCCCUCUCUUGCAAUACAACCAACUUUACAAAAUAUAUUUUAUCUUGCAAAAUGUCCACCCUCUGUCUCAAUAUGCGACAGCAGCAAACACCACUAAUCUAACCGCCAUCUCUCUUCAUCGCAACCGGGAAAUGGGUUAAUCGAAAACCGGCGGUGAAAAUUAUUUAUAUCUCCCCACGAGUUUAUCAAUGCGCGUACCAACCGGGAUAGCGCACAACACAAUGGCACUAGAUAAAUGGGCAAGCAAAUAAGAUAACAACAGUAUCAAAUGGAGUUUAUACAACACAUACACACAGAAAAAGCGCUCUAAACUCGAAACCUUAGAGGGGUGUGUAAUCCUCAUCCAACGGAAAAAAAGGGGAAAAGGAUAGAUGCACCGUGUACCGAGCAUAAUCCACAUAAUUACUGCAAAACAAUUCACCACAGCGAAUCGGUUCCGUGCGAGUUUUCCAUCCUUCGCCUGCGAAUGGUGAUUCGAUUUCGAUAGAAAGCUUAAACAUAAAUUCCGCUUUUCAUGUUAUUUCAACUACGGUGCAAGGAAGGAAGGACGUUGGUUUUUGGUGGAUGCUGUUACGGUGUGGAGUAGAAUGGGGUUUAUCUUGUUGCUUCUGCAUCGUUGCUCGCUUCAACCCCAACUAUACAACCACAUCCCCGUGAACCGUGCCGUUAGGUGUACAAUGAACUCAUAUAGUGCUUAAACAAAUCGGCGGGGAUCUGCAUAGCUGCAAAUGGUUCCAUGCAUAGCUGCAUUUACUGUAUAUGCAGCAGCAAAAGCUUCCAGGUAACACAACAUUCAGGUCAACAGGACUUUUAUACCGUACUUUCUCGUGCAUAUGGUAAACAGAUGGCCUAUUUUUUCUCUCCCGAUUUUUUGCUUUGUUUGAAUGUUCAAAAUCUUGUUCGGAAGUGUUUUUGGGGUAUAGGAAAAGAGCUCAGGAUCAUAAUGGAAGGUUUACUCUAAUGUGAAAUAAAUUACCGGUACCGGUGGGACGAUUCAUCGCGUUUGGACACAUUACAACUAGCUUCUGAAGUGGUUUAGUUUUUUUUGCUUGAAAAAAGCAUAUUCUGGGGAUUGUAGUAAAUCCAUAUUUCAAGCUAGCAUUUACGCAACAGGUAAUCAAUCAUGGUACGCACCGUAAUGGAGUGAAGUGGUUUGAAAUGCUUACGUGGCAAACCAUCAUUAACAUGGUGCAUCAUUAUGUUGCUCCCCUGUUCUUGUGCAUAAGAAAAAAAAGAACCCAUUUUCUUAUCCUAGCGUAUUUUCUUUUCAUCGGAAACAAUCAUUUCCUUUCGACGAAAAAAACACACACACCAAACGAAAAAAAAAAACAAACAUUAUAUUCCCUCAUAAUGAAAACAACCAUUUUUCAUAACGAUCGGAUCAGUUCCGAACAUCCGACUUCAAUCGUUGCGUACACGACAUGAAAGAAAAGGUAGCGUUUUUUAAACGAGAUCACUCGAUCGAUCGAUUAAAGUGAAGUAGGUUUUUGUUUGAUUGUAGUCCUCACCUUUCACCCACCUCUCUGUCCGUAAGGGCAAGUAAAACGUUGAGCAACAUUUAUUAAAAUAAACAAACAACCGAACGCAAUCGGAAUCGAUAAUAAUUCCAGUUUGCGUUUGUACUUUGCUUGAUUCAUUCGCGCGUAUGUGUGUGUGCGUGUUUUUCUUCUCCAUUUUCUGCUUCUUCUGACACAAUGUACCCGAUGCUUAUCAAAUGUUUACCGAAAAGCAGACGGUUUUACUCGAUUUUUGAUCUUUCGACCUGGGCAUAGGUGACCUUCCUAGCUGGCAACUCAAUUUAUUUUAUUUUCUUGACUGGUUUUCAUCUCCCUUUCGCUGACCAUUUUCCGGAAGUACCUACAUACCUACUGGAAACGUGACGCGAAACUUCUUCCGCUGCUACUUCCAGCCGCCGCCAAGAACCACCAGAAGUCCUUGCCCCGUGACAUGUCGCCGCAUAUACGGAUGGUAAAACUGAUGUCAAUAUUUGCAUGGCCCUCUUCAUAUCGAUGUUUGUGUUUUAGUUUUCUUUGCUAAAAUUUUAUUCCUUCCGAUUUUCCAAUCCGAUCUUAUCCGAGCUGAACGUAACUAUUCCGUUUGCUUGCGGAUGUUUGGAACGCGUUACAUUGGCUGCAACCGCAUGGGUUUGCGUCGCGAGCGCUCAUCCGAACGAUACGACAUGGCUGAUGUGAUGUGAUGUAAUUUCCGGAUAAGGGAACUUUCCAAUUAUCGGAAAAAGUUAUGCGAAACCGGCGAAUCCCCGGCGUCGGUAUAUUUGGGCAAACUUGGGCAGAUUUUAAAAGGGAAACCGGGGGGAGCAAUCGAGCAAUGAAUGCUAAUUUUAUGUUCGAGAGUUGGUAGUGGCUUUUGCAUACCAAAUACCAACCAACAUCAAGCUAUAUGGCUUGUAGUGUAAGUGGUUUCGAACUCAAAUUCGACGCUACGUUUUCGAAGGUAUUUUAAACUGAAUAAAAACACAGUUUUGAGCGAAUGGAUAAUUAUAUAAAUUGAUUACUUUUGCUUCAUAGCUUUGAAAGAUAUUGUUGUUACAAUUAUAUAUAAUUUAACCUGUCAAACGCUCAAUCAAACGAUGAUGGUAGUGUAUUGCUUGGAUGCAAUCACAUCCCGAUAAAUUAGCAGCAACACGCAAUAGAGAUAGCUAAUAAGUCCUAAUUGCGGAAAAUAAAUUCCGUUUAUCUUUCUUGCUUUUAUGUGCCUAUCAAAAGUUGCUUGUAGUAUAAAUCAUCCAAAACAAUUUACAAUUAAACCUAAUUUCUCCGCUAAUCUAUCAAUUAAUCCAUCAAUCUCAGAUCUAUUUAUUUGAGGUUCAAUUGUUUUUUAAAUAUUCCACUCUUUGAAGGAGUAAAUUUCCUGUUAAUUUUUAAUUACUACGACUGUUGCAAGCCUACAAACUAAAUUAUUUGCAUACGUCAACUAAAAUUAAUGUACCAUUUAUUCAGGCUCAUCUAUCAACCGGGUAUUGGAUCAGUUGAUAAAUGAUUGAAGUGAAUAAAUGAUUGAAUACUAUCUUACGCCGAAGUCACCAGUUUUGGGAAUCUUUCGUAUAAUAGCCGACAGCUCUCCUUUUUUGUUGGUUAAAAUGAUAAGGAUUGUAUUUUAUUUCUGCAUCUACUGUACCGCUUCUGGGCAUCCUUAUGUUCUCCGUUUAUGGAUAUGACUCAGAGACUUCUUCGAAUCUUCCUUCAACCUUCAGGCUUUAUAGAAUACCAUAAACAAAUAGCUAAUUUAUUUUGAUGUGAAAGAACAUAAAUAAUGUUUUCUUAUCAUGUUUUGCUAAUGAUUUGUGCAUGCUUUGUGUACAAAAAAUACUCCUUACUUUUUCUGCAAUAGCACGAUGAUAGACCAAAAUGAUCAUUGCCUGUGAAUAAGGAUGGGUCAACUAGCUCUCUCAAAAGAGCGCGCGGAGCUAGCUCUACUCUGAGCGAAUUGCAGUCCAAAGAGCACACUGAACGCUGUGUGAAUAUCGCUAAAAGUAAUUUAUUGGGCUAGGUGUAUAAAUAUAAAGUAAAUUUAACAAUUUUAAUUUGAUAACGAAUGCUUCGCAAAAUUAAAUUUUUCAGAAUUACACUGAUUUAUAUUUCCUUUCAUUUUCGAAGAAAUUUUCAUUUCUUCAUUUGAGGAAGCUCAUUCGCUCACGAUCCAUCAUUAUUUGUGGAAAUUUGAAUCGAGAACAAGAAAUUUGCAUGUUUUAUAAUAAUUUUGCUCUCACAUAAAAUCACUUUUUCCCAUAAAACAUAUGAUUUAAAACAGGCAAAGAAUACUAUAAUUGUACUAACCCCAUAAAGUUAUAGAAAAAUUUAUUGUUUAAAUACUUCUUAUUUAUUGACAUACAGAACCAAAAUUUGUUGCUUGCUGGUGAUUUUUUCUUCUAUGAACACAGCUCAUCAAAAUCAAAUGUUCUUUGCAGAACAUAAAAAAGGGAAGCACAAAUUUCGGUAGCUUAGAUAUUGGAAAUUACAAAACCACCGUGGGGCAGGAAAAUACAUCCAUCCAUGGUAAGAAAUCGGGAAACCGUUCUUCAAGCAAAAGCGAUCCCCGUUAACCGAACCCCGAUUAAUAUCCUUCGAAAACGUCAAGCACAGUCAAACGGCUGUCGUUUCCGGCUCGAGGGCAGGUGCUUUAAUUUCGGUGCUACAUUUCUAUCGCUUAGAAGCAAGAA
Anopheles funestus (African malaria mosquito) is the source of this 16917-nucleotide messenger RNA. It is a transcript of the gene Hs3st-A, whose product is annotated as heparan sulfate glucosamine 3-O-sulfotransferase 5. Lineage: Eukaryota; Metazoa; Arthropoda; Insecta; Diptera; Culicidae. The transcript has 8 exons. Bases 2753 to 3922 code for a protein of 389 amino acids. Gene Ontology annotation, molecular function: [heparan sulfate]-glucosamine 3-sulfotransferase activity. The record is from RefSeq and is a predicted model, not a curated record.